CCUAAAGACGCCACUGGUCGCAUUAACAUCGGUGCCAUUGAGUUCACACAAUAUGAGGGAGCACAGCGGCAGCCAAACCCCAACUCCAGAUUUUUCAUAUUGGUUUGUUUGAUUGUUUUGCACCCGCAUAAUGUAACAGUAAACAAUCUAUUACAAUCUACGAGAAUGGAAGCCAGAAGCUGGCUUUUAUUUUGACUGCCAGAAUGUGGUGCGGGGAGCAUUGACAAUACGCCGUUCAGCUUUCAAAUGGAAGAUUGGCUUCUCCGACUCAUUUCGGUGGAUAUGUUGUCGUUGUUUUUUUACACUGACCCUUUUUAAUCGCCAUGGAUCUCUAGAUUUGGAUUAUUGCACCUCUUCCGUCUCUUGAACUGUGAAAAGAAGACAGGCUACGCCGAUCGACCAGGACGCAAGAUUCUCUGCCUACCUCGACAUUUUGCUACCAGGGAUUUAAAUAAUCACGUGCUACAACAACGAAAAGAUUUUUUUUUAAAUAAUCAGAAUUGAUGUGGCCCUCUGACCUUUAAUGAAUUCAACCUGGAGGGCAAAAUGAAUAGGGAAAGGCCGAAGAGAAAUAUCAUUCAAAAGAAAUUUGAUGAUAACGAUGGGAUCCCAUGGUCAGAAGAGAGAGUGGUCCGCCGGGUGCUCUACCUCUCCCUUAAAGAGUUUAAGACGGCUCAGAAGAGCAAAUUGGAGAAUGGCACUGGCCUAGUUAAUGGCUCCUUUGCAAAUGGUCAUUUGACUGGUUUGGGAACUAAAGCUGGGCUAUUUGCUGGAAGCUGUAAGUCAGAGAGGACACAACAUGCAGUUCAAAGCAAAGACCACAGCCAUGAAUACUCAAUUGAUGGGCCUGUCAGGAAAAGGCCAAGACUCCAGGCUCAGAGGAAGUUUGCUCAGUCUCAUCCCUGUUCUCCCAAUGCCACCCCGCUGAAAGCGCUGGAGGCCAUGCCCCCGAGCCCAGCCGCACCGCACAACCAUCUCACAAGAUGCAAACCCAAAACUGAAGACUUCCUCACCUUCCUCUGUCUACAAGGCUCUGCUGCAUUGCCCAGCAACAUGGCAUACUUUGGUAGUGCUAAGGAUGAUGAAGAUGUAGACGAGGAAGAUGAUGAGGAAGAAGACAGUGCUAGCAAUGCCCCUGCUUCCUGCCAGUCCACUCCUCGCAAGAGCAAAGGACAUAACAAAUGCAUUGCCAACGGUCAUGUAUUUAACGGCCAGGCGCGAACUGCAGAGGUACACAGAGGCAGUUUGAGAGCCAGAGGGAGAGAACGGGUCCAUGGGAAGGAGAAGAACUCUGUAGCAUCAGUAAGGACAUCCACUACACACAAUCUACGACCCAACAGGGCUGUGCAAGAACAAAAACAACAGCCCUCCAAAAUGAACGGAACAUCGGGAGCCUCCGCUAUCAGUACUAGGAAGACGAGAGAACUCCGUACUCCCCCGACCAAAGCUGUGAAAUACCCCAAGGGCCAUGUGACUUACACCAAAGCCAGACUGCUCAAAGAGGCGAAGCUCAGCCUGAGCGCGCACACACAGACACACACACGCCACACCCACACGCACUCCAACUCAGGAAAAGCCCAAACCAGCCACGCCAAGAUGCAAAAACAGGUGCUAUCACCAGCAAUCGCUGGGAGGCUGUGUGGGACGGACACUUUCCCACCCAGACGAAACGGACUGAGACAGUCAAAGAGGCAGUUGGAGCAGGCCGGGGUUAGUCUGACUGGACCAGAGGUCGAGGUUAAGAGACUCAAACUGCAAGUGGUCCCCUUGGAGACACGGAGUAGGAAAGCAGCUCAGGAGAUGCCGGGAUCAGGAUCGCAGCGGCCCAAACGGGCCAAGGCGGGGAAGCUCAUGUUCACCAAACAAAUGCACUGUAAAGCCACCGUUCUGGCCAAGAACAGCCCCACUACCUCAACACGAGACAUUUCGAAACCAGCCAACUCCCCCAAACUAUCAGAGACCACCAAAACAAGCAAUGCUCUAAAACAAGGCAAUCCUUCUAAUACGACUGAGUCCCUCAACUCAGCUGAGCCUAAAGAGCGAGGCCGGCGCAGUGCGGAGGGAACGGAGGUUCCCGUUUUCUAUCCCGGCACACGCGAGUUCCACGACCCGCUAGCUUACAUGGAGUGUGUGCGGGCACAAGCGGAGGCGAUCGGGGUGUACCGGGUUGUUCCACCAGCGGGCUGGCAUCCCGAGUGUAAGCUCAAAGAGGAGAUGCGCUUCGUCUCGUACGUGCAGCAUGUGCACAAGCUGGGCAGACGCUGGGGCCCGAAUGUACAGCGGUUGGCCUGCAUCAGGAAACACCUGCGGACACAAGGCAUUAACAUGGAAGAGCCUCCACUUAUAGGUGGCUGCGAGCUGGACCUGGCCAGAUUCUUCCAGAUCCUAAAUGAGAUGGGGGGCAUGCAGCAGGUGACAGACCUGAAGACAUGGGGGCGGCUCGCCGAUCUGCUGGGCAUCCCGCGCUCGGCCCAAGACCGGCUGGCCAAACUUCAGGAAGCGUACUGCCAGUACCUGCUCUCCUACGACUCCCUGUCACCAGCCCAGAGGGCCCAGUUGGAGAAGGAAGUGAUUGCAGAAAAGGAGAGCCUGGAGAGGAGAAGUGGGCCUCUAGAAGGCCAUGGAGACUCAUCCCAGCAUGCCGCUCUUCUGCUUCCACGCUGCGAGCCCAAAAACGGUCUUGUGAACGGAGCGUUGCACCGGAGCGGAGUGCGCGAGCACCUCAGAGAGCUGGACCCCACGACGAAAACCACCCGGCAGAGAAGACUAGAUAAGAGAGGGGAGGAAGAAGGGAUGUUAAGUGAACUAUACAAGUGCAUAUACAGGGGGAAAUCGUUCUCUUUGACUACGUUCUACAGGGCGGCCAGGAAUACUAUGAACAUGUGCUUCAGCAAAGAGCCAGACACUGCUGAGGUUGAGAAGGAGUACUGGAGAUUGGUUGAGGAAAAGGAAUGCCAUGUUGCUGUGCACUGUGGGAGAGUUGACACUAAGACUCAUGGGAGUGGAUUUCCUGUGGGCAAGUCUGAGCCAUUUUCAAAGCAUGGAUGGAAUCUUACUGUCCUUUCCAAUAACUCAGGAUCUAUUUUACGUCAUCUUGGUGCUGUGCCAGGAGUGACCAUCCCCUGGCUGAACAUAGGCAUGGUCUUUUCUACCUCGUGCUGGUGUCAGGACCAGAACAGCCUUCCGUAUAUCGAUUACCUACACACUGGUGCUGACUGCAUUUGGUACUGUAUUCCAGCUGAAGAGAAAUCAAAACUUGAUAAAGUAGUACACACACUGCUACAAGCUAACGGCACUCCAGGGCUGGAGAUGCUAGAGAGGAAUAUUAUGAUUUCUCCAGAGGUGCUCCGUCGAAAGGGGGUGAAAGUGUACCGGACAGUGCAACAGAGUGGUCAGUUCAUGGUAUGUUUCCCAGGGACCUUUGUGUCUAAGGUGUGUUGUGGCUACAGUGUCUCAGAGACUGUGCACUUCGCCAACCCCCAGUGGAUGAAACUGGGCUACGAGGCAGCUAAGGACCUUAAACGGCGUCGUAUAGAGGAGCCUUUCUCCACAGAGAAACUGCUCUACCAGAUCACUAUAUCCGAGCGGGACAACAAGCUGCUCAUGAAUGCAGUCUCCAGUCUCAUCAAAGAUCUCAGGUCUGUCUGAAACACAUCCUACAGUCUGGUUUUGUACUUAUUGAGUUCAACUGGCAGAAACCCGGCCAAAAUCGAAUUCUUUUCUUUGAUGACCAUUGUUUUUGUAAUUGCGUGUUGGUUGAGGUUGGUUGAGUUGAGUAAAAGAGGUUUUAGAGGUUCAUCGAUAUU
Pimephales promelas (fathead minnow) is the source of this 3806-nucleotide messenger RNA. It is a transcript of the gene jarid2a, whose product is annotated as jumonji and AT-rich interaction domain containing 2a. Gene Ontology annotation, biological process: regulation of gene expression; chromatin remodeling. Lineage: Eukaryota; Metazoa; Chordata; Actinopteri; Cypriniformes; Leuciscidae. Gene Ontology annotation, molecular function: DNA binding. Gene Ontology annotation, cellular component: chromatin; nucleus. The record is from RefSeq and is a predicted model, not a curated record.